Molecule: messenger RNA, 900 nt
Organism: Penicillium odoratum
Lineage: Eukaryota; Fungi; Ascomycota; Eurotiomycetes; Eurotiales; Aspergillaceae
Exons: 2
Coding region: 1-900 (299 amino acids)
Source: RefSeq, a predicted model, not a curated record
AUGAAUACCUUUGAGCCAUCGGCGUCGUCCCCGACAGGUGCCCACAGCGAACCCAGAGAUAUAGAUUCUUCCUCAUCGCGCUCACCCACCCACGUGGACUCGGGUAUUUCAUCGUCGGCCAACAGCAGCCGGUCCCGCUCAAGCUUCGCGUCCCGAAACUAUGCCGCAGCCCAGCAAUCACAGAAGCAGUUCACCGAGAACACCCCCAUAAAUGGAUCUAGCUCAUCAGCGCGUGGCUACCAAGCCACCGAGCCACCAAAUUCUACCGGCGAAAACUACGAACCCACCAAGAAUAGCCAGAGGAAUUCCCCUGAACUCAGCAAUGCCGCCAGUCCCGCCAACCAAGAUCGCCAGAUUAAUCAGCCCAAGCCAACGGAGGAACUCCAGCGAUCCUGGUUCAGCCGAUUCGUGGACCGAUUCGGCUCUCUAGAACUUGAGAACAAGGGUAGCGUAGCACGAGAUCACUUGGCCUUGGAACGAACUUUCCUUGCAUGGAUGCGCACAUCCCUGGCAUUCGCCUCUAUCGGCAUCGCCGUGACCCAACUUUUUCGAUUAAACACCGCCACCGCUUCUACAAAAAUGCAAGAUCUAGGCGCUUACACUAAUCACCCUGGGAUACAACCCCCUUCCUUCAACAACUUCGAACCGUACUCAUCCAGUGACAACAACUCCAGACUCCGCAGUGUAGGAAAACCACUCGGAUCGACGUUCAUAGGCGUUGCUAUUUUAAUUUUAAUGAUUGGGUUCCACCGUUAUUUCGAAAGCCAGUACUGGAUUAUUCGAGGAAAGUUCCCCGCUAGCCGGGGAAGUGUUGCAAUCACGGCUUUUGUCGCAGUUGCGCUGAUUAUUGCGGCUUUGGCGGUCAUUUUGGCUGUCGCGCCGAAUGCAUAUGAAGCAUGA